AUGGCGGCUGCUGGGGGUCCUUCGAGUAUUAUAACCCAGGUGCAGCAGGCGGGUGGCCCACCGAUGAAUACGCUUGGAGAUAUAAACGGAGAUGAGCAUAUUACACUUGAUCUCAGAGGAGCUCGAUUCACUCUUUCUAGAGAUGAACUUCUGACCUUGCCGGAGUUCGUCUUGCUGUCUCUUUUCCCUAAUGGACUUCUUCCCGACGGGCACAUGGGAUUCGCAGAAGGUGACGUCUAUCCAGUUGAUUAUGACCCGACAUGCCUGCAGUAUAUGUUGGACUUCUUCCGUUCUGUCGCCCAAUCAAUUCCGUCUUCGCCUUCCGUUCCGACAUCGCCAGAUUUGGACAUGUCGCCCGAGUCAAUGCAGGGAUCUGCUAGGGACAUGCUUCAGGACCGGGCCGGUAUCAUCGUUCUUCGCGAGGAUCUUGAUUUCUACGUGAUACCUCCGCGACCAGAUGUGGAGCAUCCGGAGAUGAUCCAGAUCAAGCGAGCUGCUGGAAAGGAAUUAUUGAAUCAGGAUGGUAUAUUUUCUGGUUUGAGAAAAAGCGACGAACCAGGCUCAACAGAACAACAUCUCAUUGAGAUGCUGACUGCCGGUGGUUUCGAACGUGAUGAUCGUUGGGGGCACCGAGCUCAAGAGCCCAACAGGGCUGUAAUUUGCAGCCUUGCGCUCGCGAAACUACGGACCGACAUAAAGGGAGAUAUAUCUAAUAGUAAUGCUGUGGGGAUGGCGCAGAAGCUUCUCUUGUUCUGGAGGAAGCCGGCCAGAAGAUGCUGGUGGGAGGGUGUUGAGCUGACGAAUGUCGAGGGUGUUGAAGGAAAACUUAAAGUAUGGAUUCGGAGAGUGUGGACGCUAGAAAUGAGCGUUAUUGGUCUGCGGUAG
This is a messenger RNA of Monascus purpureus, 885 nucleotides long. Lineage: Eukaryota; Fungi; Ascomycota; Eurotiomycetes; Eurotiales; Aspergillaceae. The record is from the annotation of a GenBank genome assembly.